Triticum dicoccoides is the source of this 932-nucleotide messenger RNA. Its product is annotated as skin secretory protein xP2-like. The record is from RefSeq and is a predicted model, not a curated record. The transcript has 2 exons. Lineage: Eukaryota; Viridiplantae; Streptophyta; Magnoliopsida; Poales; Poaceae. Bases 122 to 589 code for a protein of 155 amino acids.
ACACAGACACAUACGCCUCACACUCUCUAUCAGUCACGUCAGGCUCGGUGGAUCACGGUAGCACUAGCUUCAGCUAGCCAGCCUCUGCCACUCCGGGCAUUUUCUUGCAUCCACGACGGCAAUGGCCACCGCUGAUGUCCAGAACCCGACGGCCGCGCUGACGGAGGAGGCGCCCACGGUGGAGACGCCCGUCGCCGCCGAGGAGGUCGCGAAGACGGAGGAGGCCCCCGCGCCGGCCGAGGCCGAGGUCAAGGCGCCUGCUGCCCCCGUCGAGGUCGAGGAGACCAAGGAGGUGGCACCUGCCGCCGCUGAGACGGAGGAGGCCAAGGAGCCCGAGCCAGCAGCUGCGGCCGAGCCGGAGGCCGAGGCCCCCAAAGAGACAGAGGCGCCAGCCGUGGUCGAGACAGAGACCAAGGAGGCCGUGGCUGAGGCAGAGCCAGCGGCGCCCGAGGAGGUGAAGGAGGAGGCCGCGCCUCCUGCCGAGCCAGAAGCACCGGCCGUCGCCGAGGAGGCACCGGCUGCACCGGAGGAGGCGCCCGCGGCCGCGGCAGAGGAGCCGGCCGCCGCGGUGGCCAGCGUCAGCGUGUGAGGCGCCGGCGCGCGCGGAGGAGGAGCUGGCCGGGUCAGCUUCCACGGCGGCGGCCGUGUGCUCCUACGUGGCACGGCGUGAUGCUGAGUCAGCCAGUGGAGUGGAGUGGAAUGAUACUUUUUACUAGGUGUGGAGUGGGAGUGCUAUGCGCGGGGUCGCGUGACGUGGGCUAAAUAAAAGUGUUGUCGGGUCGGGUCGACGCCCAGUGUCGGUCAGCAGCGAGCGACGCAGUGCCACUCUCGCCGGCCUGCGUCUGCGUCUGCUUAGCUGGAGCCUUGUUACGGUGUGUGUCACAGUGUCAGUUCCACCUAUGAUCGAUCGGUAUCCUAACCGGUUUGCGUUA